This is a messenger RNA of Amoebophrya sp. A25, 6910 nucleotides long. NCBI's taxonomy places the organism in Eukaryota, Dinophyceae, Syndiniales, Amoebophryaceae. The record is from the annotation of a GenBank genome assembly.
GCUCACGAACUUCUCUAUGAAAAACAACUCAACGGCGACCACCGAAAAAAUGUGAAAAGAGUAGAAGCUUUUAUACAUAGCUAUCGAGGACAUUCAUCUUCAAUUCAUUGACCAAGAAUAUCCACACCAAUGUGAAAUUCAUCCAGGAGGAACACGACUUUCGCCGAUAACUAGGAAUUCUUCGCUGUUCUGGUUCCGUGCAGUCCUGAGGUGGAAAGUGGCAGAGAUGAAGGUGAUGAUGAUCAUGCAGUUUGAGUAGGAGUUCCGAGAGUUUCCCACUGGCUCUCCUUGACUUCUAAAGAGAGUUUCCCACUUCCCACAGAAAACUUUAGGCUCUCCUUGACUUCUAAUUUUUUUCUACAGGAUACCGAUACUAUCAGGAAGCAAAUAUUUUAAUGAACAAUUUUCGUAAUUGUGCGCAGGCUUUCUCGAGAAGUGCAACACUAGUACCACGACCACAAGCACAACAAGAACGCAAGAAUAAUUAACACAAAAACUUCAUAUUCAUAAAACCUACUAUCUAUACAAUCUUUUUCUGACAUCAAAAUCAAUAAGUGCAUGAGUCCUCCGUCUUCUCCUGUCUUGAAACGACAGAAAGUCGAUUCCAGAAGCUUCCACGCAGGAACCAUGACGACUAUCGUAAAGAAUCCUCUCGAAACGAAGGAGAUUCGGCCCCAGCUAAACCCAGUGAGGCGUUUGCUUCUAGGUCCUGGCCCUCAAAAUGCUCAUCCUAGGGUUCAUUCUGCGAUGGCCCUUCCUCAAAUCGGGCAUAUGGAUGGGGACUUCAUGAGAAUUAUGGAGGAAAUCAAAGUGCUGUUGAGGUAUUGCUCUUUUUCUUGAACCGAUAAAGUGCUGUUGAGCAGGAUCAGGAGCACCACCGGAUUGUCUAUUCUAUGAAUACUAAAAAAAAUCGUGUUGUUGUCCGUUGAAUAUGGCCUUUCACAGAUGAUCCCAUACGUUUGAAUUAUCUCUACGUCAUCAACAUCGUCACAACUUCCCCUCACGUUUGAAUUAUCUCGACGUCAUCAACAUCGUCACAACUUCUCCUCUUCAGGUAUGUUUGGCAAACGUCGAAUCCGUUUACGGUACCAGUCUCCGGUACCGGGUCUGCUGCAUGGGAAGCCGCGAUCGCGAAUUUGACCGAGUGGGGUGACACGCAUUUGAUUUGCAUCAAUGUUAUGAAGAAUCAGUUGAUUGUUAUCGUGGUCAUUUUCAACUUCAAGGUCAACAUAUGAUGACUACGACGGUUUAGACCCUACCAUGCUGUCGCUCACAUUCCUACCCUUGCAAUUGUGAUGGAGAAUACCAAGAAGAGAGGUUGGCCCUUAACUUGACGCCCAUUUACUUCUCCGCCGAUUCCCCCCUCCACCUCACCUCUAUCUAACCCUCGCUAUUUCGGAGAGAGGGCGUUGGAUAUGCAUGGAAGAUACACGGAUAAGAUUGAAAGCAUUAGCAAACCAUAUGGGCAAGCAUUUUCAGUGGAAGAAGUGGAAGAGGGCUUGAAAAAGUACAGUCCGACGUUGAUGUGGAUCUGCCACGCGGAGACGAGCACUGGUAUUGAUUGCGUAGUAGGCGUAAACUUCACCAGAAGAUACUCGUGACUCGGUGACAGAGACAAUUGUAGAAUCCUCAGUAGAAACAAACUUGUCCAUGAUAAGCAGCUUUCCUUCUUUCAUACACUCUUCUAAGUAGCGACGAUCUUCACGUGAACAACAACAAACAAAACAGCCUCCAUAGUAUCUCGUAUAAGCUAGAAUGAAAGUCGACGCUCGUCAUUUUUCUCUCUUGCGCCACGGUAUACUGCAUUUUUUUCCUUUAUAUCUUGGCCUAAAGAUGGGCCCAGACGGAGAGGCUUUUGAGGCUUUGACAAAGGUAAAAGACAAAGAAGAGAGACAAAGGAAGUCGACGAUGAGCUAGUCGCUACGAAGUCAGAUUAUCUGAGGCCCGUCGCUGUCUUUGUCUCUACGCCAUCAAACCCCUCAGCGCUUUUUUUGAUCAUAAACGCAACAAAGAUAAGAAACUUUCACAGGAGACCAGCAAAAGACUGCCGCAGCAGAAGUGAAGAGUUCUCAUUUCGCUUCACGACUGAGAAAGGCCGGCGCCUAUUCUCUUACUGAAGACGGCUCGCUUACUUUGACAGGCACAGCUUUCCAGGAUGGCACCAGCGCACUUUUUAAAUUAAUUGCCAGAAGAUGGCGCAAAUUUCCUAGACGUAUGACGCCAUUGGCCAGCCUCAGAGCCCACGAAUCUUGUGAAUGUCUUGAGGCAAUACACCCCCGCAAUGUGUUUCAUAGCGUUCGUUAUUCUUUCCGUAAUAAAAUCGGGUAAGAGACUGCCCUCAAGCUCAGACUUUGAAAAAGUUAGACUUUAGCGUGAGUGUAGUUUUUCGCUCGAUAUCUAUUUGCGUUGUGUUCUGAUCUGAGUCUUCAACUGUGGCCCACCGAGAUCACAACCAGAAGGGCGCCCGGCUUCCAUAAAAUGCAGCAGCACUGACGUCGCUUCUUUUUUUUGGAUGCAUGUCAUUCAUUAGCCAAGCCGCAUUCACUCACCGACGCCACCGCCUGGCUUAAUAACUUGCCAAAGAGCUUCGCUCCCUCCUUCUCUUAUCCGUGUCCUCCAACUUCGCUAAAAUGGAGCGCAGCGCAUAGUCUCCCGUUGCUCUUUUUUCACAGUCGUCAGCCAUUCUGUGAGGCAGCUUCGCUUUGCCUCUAAGUCUGCGCACUCCUUGGCCCAAUAACUUAGUGAGCCUCUGGGCAGCUUUGCUCUCAUGCUCACAGUCAACAGCCAGAAACGUGUCGCCUAUGAGUUAUAGAAUAAUCAACAAAGGCGCCACCCUCACGCAUUUAGGCGCCUCGUUUGCUGUCUUUGCAGAGCAUUGCCAAGCCAGGAAGAGUGUGAAUAUGGAACCGCGGCGCAACUGGCUAAGCCGUCGACUUCGUGCGGCUACUUCUCGCCACUAUGUGAGAGAGCAACGCUGUUAAUAACCUCUCCCCAUACGCUCAAGCUCGUUAGUUCUUCGCCAGUCAAUGUCAAUGAACCCAGCAGAGCGAGGCACGAAACGCAACGGCUAGAAAUGCAAACUGCUCGCGAAAUCGACACAAUUGCACCGACAUAGCUGGCCGCUGGUUUUCUUCACAAUCUGCGAGAUAUGGCAGGAGACAUACCCGCUGGCGCCAAAAGCUUUUACUGUGCACGCCGAACAGUUUCCGCAAGCGUUCAGCGCCCGGAAUGAACGGGAGCAGGCUCGCAGCCAAGUCUUUCACUAUUUCGAUCGGCGGCCUUUCCACUAAAGCAGGGCAGACAUGAAAGCCAGAGAAGUUUGGAGACGAGACGCAGUUACAGCAGCAGCCAAGCUCUUCAGCAAAGCGCGGCCGUGGAAUGCCGUUACACAGCUGGCGCGCCUGUUCGGGGCUUACCAGGCUGAUGCAUUUGUGACUGACUUGGGGGCGCAGGAGUUUGCAACUGCUGCGACGUGUACUCCAGCGAACAGCUGACGAAGGAAGGAGAUUCGUCUCGCGGUGUUUGAAAUGGGCACAGCAGCGCACUGUCUGCCACAACAUGAAGAAAAUACUCCGCGCCGCUUCCUCAGAAACAUCUAAAGCGCCUGGCGAACAAUGUCAAGCGCGACAGAAUUAGCAAAAUCAUAGAAAAAACCCCGCGCCGCUGCAAAAAGUUAAAAGCCCGAGCACCAAAAACCUGCACAAAGAAAAACGCGGCGCAUGACAGUGCGCGCGAAGCAUGUCGGGGCUUUCUCAUAAGCUUGCGGCCUUUCUAUGGCGCAAUCGGAGCCGAGCAGAUUGCGCAAAAGGUGCGCCCUCGUAGUACGUGGGACAAGACGCCGCGGGUGCUGCGUGGAGGCGGUACCUGUCGCGCCAGUUUUCAAAGGCGGGCGCCUCGAACGCUCUGCAACGUCAUCCAAGAUCGUCGGCUGGGUUUUUACACCUUACCAGGCCGCGCUGCUGAUGGGUAUUGGGCUGGAGAGUGAGAAGCUGAAAAAGCAGCGAGUAAGAUAUUAAUAAUCUUGAAGAGUCAGGGCGAGUCUUAGAAAGAAUCGACGAGGUUCCUCAGUGCUAACUUCAAGCCUAGCAACCUCUCCCGGGCAGGUUUCGACUUUUUUGCGCGCAGGGCUCUGCAAUGUCUUCGGCUUUGCCAGUCUGAGGAUUCUGCUGCUUCUGAUCCACAUUCUGAAGAAGGCACAGGCCCAAACUCGGACUGUGGCGCCGAGUCAGGUGAUUGCGGUUCUUUUUGUGAUGUUUGCAACAUCUUCAGACCGCACCAGUUUCGUCGAUAAUGGCGACCGCCGUAAAGUAUAGCAAAGCGGCGCGCGUGACUGCUCGCCAUGCGCUCGAUUUCCUUAAUGUUCAGCGGCGCAGUGUGCACCGUAGGGAGUUGGCCCAUGUCAGUCAAGCGAUGCGAUGCGCUCGCUUUUGCUAAGAAGUAACUUGCUUCGCACGUCGUGUGUUAUAUUUUCGCUAAACAUCUGCGGCGUGGGUCAGACAAUAACCGCAAAAGCGACGCGCACUUGCUACAAAAGAAGUGGGGGCGGCUCUCUAUCGUUUCGGUUUCGUAAUCAUCUUCGGGCGUAUUCUGUAACAGCUCGAAACUACCCCGAAAGCGUUAAGCAGCUAGAAAAAAACGCGCACCGCUGUGGCUUUUCCUAUCGGCGCUCUGUUAUCGUUUUGCCACAUGGUGCGGCGCAGACGUCUGCCAAUCUCUAUCGCCUUCCGCUUGGCUGCAGUGAAAUGCAAAAGGGCUCAGUGUGUAAAAAUGGCGCGCAUUUUUCUCGAACUAUCGGGCUCAGCUAUCGGCAGCGUCGCACGUUUUCCACAGUUCUUGCCUCAGUGCUCUGCUAAGCUAUUUAGCAUAGUCGGUUUUUCCGUUCUACCUCUUUCCCCUACUCUCAGCUCUAGCCUACCCCCUCGGUCUAAUAGUUCUCCACUCUCGUCACCUUUUUCGACUCCUUCAUCUUAUACGAGACAAACCGACCGCACUUAAUAAACUUAACAGCAGCGCAGGGAUGUCGCCAUCCCUGCGCUAGCCUGUGAUACCUACACUAACACUAGGUGUCUGCCAACCUGACAUCGACAAGAUCGGUGAAUUGUGUCGCAAGUACGACUGCCUCUUGAUGCUGGAUACUGUUACGAGUAUCUGCGGAGUACCGAUCUAUUUGGAUGAGUGGAAGGUUGACGCAGCCUACGCAGGUGGUCAGAAGUGCAUGGGCUGCCCACCAGGAAUCGCACCUUUGACUUUUGUUAUGAGAAAGAACCUCUUAGAUUUAGUGGGCUCUUUGUUUGAACUUGUAGAUACUAAUAAACAUGGCCAUUAGAAGAUUUUAGACUAAUUCUUGUUUUUAUAUCUACAUUUUCCUAGAAGUGAGGUUGGCUCCACCACUUUCAUAGAUACAUAAAGUUUGACAAGAAUUGAAAUGAGACUUGUUGAUUAGUGGUUGAUGUAGUAGUGUUUCUUGAGUGAUCUCCUGACCGAGAUCAUCUAACCUGCGUCCUCGAGCAAUGGCAAAAUUGGACAAGAGGAAAACCAAAGUUGCUUCCUGGUACUUGGAUAUGACGAUGAUAAGGAAAUACGUCGAAGCAGUGGAUGGGGCUCCACGGUACUAUAUUAUAGUUGCUUUUAUGAUUAUAACUGGAACAUUCAGACCCACACACAGAUUUUUGGGAUCUUUUCCUGGAUCGGUCCCAAAGGGGACCUUCGUGCAGGUCGCUCGCAGCUCGGACUCGGACCGGUCGCCGGCGCCACCUGGCGUCUGAAUGUUCCAGUUAUAAUGAUUUCAAGAAAUUGCAAUUUAGGAUCUUGUGAAUUUGGAUUCAACUCUGAACCGGUACUGAUAGUACAUCCACCUAUUUAUUACGCAAAGAACGAAGUAGAACAAGAACACAAAAGCACUUAUUUUCCUCAAUGAACAGGAAUUGUCUUUUUCUUAGUUGACGCGAUUCGAACAUCAACUCUUAAUCCCACCAACAGAGUGUACCAUCACACGGCACCGAUUUCCAUGGCAUAUGCUAUGAGGGAAAGUCUUACCCUCGUUGCGGAGGAGGGCCUGUCUCAGUGCCACGCACGUCAUCGCUCAAAUGCUGAAUACUUCUGGUCAGAGUUGAAGCGAAUUGGUCUAGAGCCUUUUGUCGAUCCAGCGAUUCGAGUGCCGAGCCUAACGACUGUUAAUUAUGACGCAAGAUCAGUAGAACACCUAGACCUGCUACAGUCUGCAUUUAUCUAGUAUUUUUGUUCUCGGAUACGGAUUUAGGCGAUAUGGAUUUAGAAAGUUCACUCUUUUUAGUUUGAAUAGAGUCUCGGAUACGGAUACGGGAUUUAGAAAGUUCACUCUUUCAGUUUGAAUAGAGUCUCGGAAUCGGAUACGCAUACGGGAUUUAGAAAGUUCACUCUUUCAGUUUGAAUAGAGUCUCCUUCCACUUCCAGGACAGCUCUAACACAGGAUCCCCGCCGACGUGGAUGGGAUGAAAGUUAUCGGCAUGAUGCGCGACGAGUUCGAGAUCGAGAUUGGAGGUGCGCUUGGAACGCUGAAAGGCGUCUGCUGGCGAAUUGGCCUCAUGGGAUACAAUAAUCGCAAAGAGUGCGUGAAAACAGUCAUUGGAGCAUUGGAAGAAUGCCUACAGAAAUGCAAGAAAUAAGAUUAUUCCAUUUAUCAGAAAUGCAAAAUGAAAUAAGAGGAGUAUGUUCGGGAAGGACAACAUGGCGAAUAUAGACCUCCUUGAAUUGCGUCUCUACAACAAUUCCCCUCGCAUGAUCCCCGACAUUUAAAGUCCCACCUUCACCAGACUUAUCCAGAAGAUACUCUGAGAGAGAAAGCACUCAUCUAAGAGGAAGCAUCUAUGCAUCUAGAUGUCAACACUCUGGGUUAGAACCGUCAGCGAAGCUUCCGCGCGCUAAAACAACC